UGCAAAUUUAGCAACAAAAUUUUAAGAUCCAAGAAUUGUGGGUUUGUCUCGUUGCUGAGUCAGGCAGUUUCAAUUUGUCAUCUUCAAGCGCGCCUGGAGCUCAAACUUUAUGACCCUUUGCUUGGUGGGUAGGCUUCAAAUCUCAUGCCCUCUGAUCUGGAAAGUGUUUCAUGGUUAGCUUUUACCAUUUCUGGUUGUGGGUACUGAUAGUUCGAGGUGGUUUCAAACGAUUCAAGGCAAUCUUGUGAGAUGUAAUGCUAAAAAUACCGAAAUUUAUCUUGUUUGAUCUAGACUUAAAUCGCCGUGUUGGGUUAUAACAUUUACCAUAGGAAGUAGAUUUAUAUGGUAUCUUGAGUUUUCUUGCUUUGAUAUCAAUGGCUGCGGGCUGUGCUGUGUUCACUGCCAUUUAAUUAUUAUGGUUAAAGUAGGUGGAAGUUUUCCUUCUUUCCCGUUGACCAGCAUUUUGAUUGGGUUUGCUCAACAUUCUGCUCGUGCUCGUAGUUGAUUUAUUUAUAGAUAUAGUAUACAUAUGAACCCUUAGUCUCUAAACCACUUCCUUUAUCAGGUUUGAUUAGCAGAAUUUGGCUGUUAAUCUGCUGUUGUUGCUGCUACAUAUUUCUUGUCAAGUAUUGCAGAUAUAGAACUUCCCUGCUAAAAGAUAUCUGCUUAGAUCUUUGUUUGAGACUAUAGUAAACAUGGUUCAGACGCUAGAAGCUAUCAAGGGUGGUGGAGGAUCCAUCAGGGUCGGUACCAUGGGAUCUAUUAGUUCCCUGAUGGCGAGGGAACUGGAUUCUAUUAAAUCUGCACCUCGGAUGUCCUUAUCUUCCCGGACCAAACCUCAGUCAGUACCUGCUUCAGUUCCCUGUGGUGCUACAACUCCUAAAAGACUACAGCCAAGAAAAUCAUCUGAUGAGCCAAGCAGCAGCUACAUUGAUCAUAGAAGCAUUGAUAUUACCAGGAAAACAAACGGCUACACUAGAAAUACCCAUCGAAUACCAAUGCUCAUCUCUGAUAGUAUUACUCUUGAUAGAAUUCCUAGUAGGGGAAAAACUGACAAGAAAGCAUCUAAGAUAGUUGAAAUUGUGGAUAUAAAAUGUGGGAACCAGGAUAGAGCAUGGGCUAGCCCCAUAACAAAUCGUCUCAAGAAGCUGGGAUUCUCAAAGCUAUCUGAGAGCAUUAUCUAAGCCUGCAACUUCUUCAGAUCUGAUUUAAGGUUCCUGUAGCUGAAACCAGAACUUCCAACUGGUCGAUUGCUGUCUGAAAUUUCCACCAUAGAACAUAUACUUGGUAUGAGCCUGCUGCGUUUCUUUUUCUUCUUUUGCGUUGCUAUGUCAGAUCCAAAAGUGGUUCUGGAAUGACUACUAGAGGAGGCCAUGGUUGUUAUGUGGAACUGAGGCUCCUGUGAGCUACCUUGGCAGCUUAAUUCAAGCCGGCUGAAGUACUCAAUUUCUUUCAUUAUCAGGGCUCCGAUGGUGCCUCUAGCACCUAUUUCUACAGGAUUAUGUACCGUCAUUUCUUGAUCAGGGACCUUCAUGGCCUUGGUGCUGGAUUGACGCAUGUUUUGUUUAAUUUGUGCGAAGGAGGCUUGUGGAUGAAGGGAGGUGGGUUUGGGUCUCGUCUCGGUGGGGAAGUUUUGAGUCUGAGUCAUUUGGUUUUGCAUUUUUACCUGGUGAUUUAUGAUUCACACGAACUCUUUAGCUUAUGUUCUUCAUCUUAAAUAAAAGAUCAGCAGAUUUUCCCUGA
Molecule: messenger RNA, 1743 nt
Organism: Juglans regia (Persian walnut)
Lineage: Eukaryota; Viridiplantae; Streptophyta; Magnoliopsida; Fagales; Juglandaceae
Exons: 2
Coding region: 696-1184 (162 amino acids)
Source: RefSeq, a predicted model, not a curated record